GUUUUUGGUGAAAUCGAAACAUGUGUGGAAAUCAUAUGUAGCUGCUGUAAUCAGCAUGGGCAGCUAAGAGACACUUGGGAUGCAUGCUCCUCUCAACCAUUUGAUAGGGACUUGAAAGAUGCAACUCACCGAGUUAUCGUUAGGACUCGGGAUUUGGGAAUCGCGAACGACGAGUAAUAGUUAUUACCUGGGAUUUGGGAAAUCAACGAUUUCUCUUUUCUUCAUUUGUGAAGAAUUGCAGAUGCAGAAGAGAAGAGAGGAUCAAAAAAUUUGGGAUUGGAUUCGAUUCAUGAGCCACCUGAUUUUCUUUCUUUCGAAUCCAUAGUAUAAAACCUAUAAGACAUCAAAACCCAUUUCAUCCCCAAAUUUCAGCUCCAAAUGGCUCAAAAUACGAAACCCCCAAGCAUCCUUGAAACAAUUGGUGAAGAAAUCAUCAGAAUCGUGACCCCCGUUUCAAUUUGUAUGUUCUUAGUAGUUCUUCUGGUCGCGAUCCUCAACACUGACACUUCCGAUUCUUCUUCAUCAAUCACAACUAUGGCCACCAUAGCUUACAACGAGGACCCAUCCGAUUCACUCUGGGACAAAAUCAAAGGCGCACUCUUGAAUUCCCUCGUGUUUGUAGUCAUUGUUACGGUAACAACUUUCCUCCUGGUCUUACUGUUCUACUUCAGAUGCAUUAAGUUCCUAAAAUUCUACAUGGGUUUCUCUGCUUUCAUUGUUUUGGGCUUCUUGGGUGGUGAAGUUGCUCUGUUCUUGAUCGAGAUGUAUACUUUCCCUAUUGAUUGUAUCACAUUUUUGGUACUUCUGUUCAACUUCACUGUUGUUGGGGGGAUGUCUGUUUUAAUGUCGAACUUGCCGAUUUUGAUCAACCAAGGGUACCUGGUUGUUAUUGGGAUGUUGGUUGCAUACUGGUUCACUCUCUUACCCGAAUGGACUACUUGGGUUCUUUUGGUUGCCAUGGCUUUGUAUGAUCUUGCAGCUGUGUUGUUGCCUGGUGGCCCUUUGAGGCUUUUAGUUGAGCUCGCCAUAGAAAGAGAUGAAGACAUACCUGCUUUGGUUUAUGAGGCCAGGCCUGUGACUCAUGAUGAAUCAGCGCUGAGGCAGAGGCGGUUGUGGAGGUUAAGGAGGAGUGUUGAUUCUGGUUCAGCUGAAAAUAUGAAUUCUGAGUCUAAUUCUAGCUCAAAUGCAAACACUGUUUCCAAUUCAAUGAAUUGCCAAAAUGAGACGAGGUUGGUUGUCGCUGAAGAGGGUCAACGUCGAGAAUCAGUUUCUGAGCUUGCAGUCCCUUUGAUUCCUCCUCCAUCGCAGAGUACGCGAGAUGGACAAGAAGUUAUUUCAAGUGAAAAUUUGCACCUUGAGGGAAUUGGGUUGGGUUCGUCAGGUGCAAUCAAGCUGGGGCUGGGAGAUUUUAUCUUUUACAGUGUGUUAGUUGGUAGGGCGGCAAUGUACGAUUUCAUGACAGUUUAUGCCUGUUAUCUUGCAAUCAUAGCUGGUCUUGGCAUUACUCUUAUGCUUCUAGCGCUUUAUCAAAAGGCCUUGCCUGCUCUUCCAGUGUCAAUACUGUUAGGUGUACUAUUCUAUUUCUUGACUCGUAUGUUGCUUGAAGCUUUUGUUGUACAAUGUUCAGUCAACCUCAUAAUGUUCUAGAUUGAAUAAUUUUUUGUUGUACAAUGUUUGAUCAACUUCAUAAUUUUCUAGAUUGAAUAAUUAUUUGUUUCCCUUCUCA
Molecule: messenger RNA, 1726 nt
Organism: Macadamia integrifolia
Lineage: Eukaryota; Viridiplantae; Streptophyta; Magnoliopsida; Proteales; Proteaceae
Product: presenilin-like protein At2g29900
Exons: 2
Coding region: 379-1647 (422 amino acids)
Biological process (GO): protein processing
Cellular component (GO): membrane; nucleus
Molecular function (GO): aspartic endopeptidase activity, intramembrane cleaving
Source: RefSeq, a predicted model, not a curated record